GACCAAGAAAUGAAGUUGAAAGCUGGAGAUCUGUUCUUGGUGGAAGACAAUGUUGUGGUGAAAAAUCUCCUUGUGAUUGUGGAGAACAUCCAUAAAAUCAUUGGUCAGGCAGGCUAUGUGUCAAAUGACAAUGAUCAGAGCAUUGUGGAGAUCACUGUGACUAGGAUUACAUCAGCUAUCAGGGAGACAGGCCUGGUUGUGGAACAUGCAGCUGCCCUUGUCACCCUGUUGGAAUCCUGUCUCCGACAUGAUUUGAAACCAACUGCUCGAGGGGAGGAUCCCCCCCAUGCCAAGAUUGCUUCUGACAUUAUCUCCUGCCUCUUUCUUAAUUAUAGUCAGAAGGAAGUGAUGCGCCUGGCUCUUCCAGUUGCUGUGAAGUUCCUUCAUAAGGGUAAUAAGGAACUUAGCCGAAAUAUGUCAUCUUAUCUAUCUCUUGCGGCCAUGGAGAAUGCAGAUCUGCUCUCCAACUGUGUCCAGCUUAUCAUAGAUUCUGUUAACCUUUUACAGUUCUAUGAUGAAAAUAAUAUUUUUGUGCAACCCAAGGAUAACUGUCUUUUCUUUGUAGGGAACUAUGCCCUAUCACGUGUCCUGCCCCAGAUUUAUGCUGUAGAUUGGGAAAGGAUCCAUGAUCAUGUGAUGGCUCUUGUAUCACUUCUACCUCUAUGUGACACCCAUGAAAAGCUUGCCCUUCUGUCAUUGUUCCAGCUCAUUGCUGAAAAGAAACCAAAUUUGCUGGAGCCAAGUUUGAGUCAGCUCUGGGAGUGUUUGAGUUUCCCUAGCUGCCUUCAUCCAACACUGGGCAUCUUUAUCCACAUGGCUAAUGCACGUCCACAACCAUUUGUUGAUUAUGUUACUCGCUUGGAAGCUGUGGCCCUCAAAGAUCGUUCUACACUCCCAUCUGUCAUCAAGAUCAUUGGUCCUGUUGGGAGGAUGAACAAAGACAGAGCUGGAGAGGCUAUUCCAUAUCUCUUGAGCCAACUGCCUCAGAUGGAGGCAGGGAAACUGAGCAUCCCCCUGAAGGAACUUGUAUCUAUCUGUGAUGCACAUCCAUCUCUUUUGACAGAGAAGAUUCUUAAAGAAGUUGGAAUGCAUCACAGCACAAGUAAACUGGUGACAAGUGGACCAUCAACAGGAACUGGAGCUGGAGGUUACAUGUACAAGAGCCUCUCUGUUCUAGGAGGAAGAUCCCUUGGAAUUGGAAUACUUAAGACAGCUUCAUCAUCUAACAAGAGCAUGAGGUUUGGAAUCUGUAGUAUACUGUCUGCUUGCCUGUUUUAUGAGAAGUCAAGAACUCUAGAUGAGACAUUGAAAGUUCCUGCUAUUCCAUACAGUGGUAGCAUGAACAUGAGUGUGUUUAGAAAUGAAGAUGUGGCUCCAGCAUCACUACCAAAUCCUGUGUCCCCAGGAGCUCAAGUUUCUCCUCCUCCUAUUCAGUCACAACAGGGUCAUCCUGUUUCACUCUCUCUCUGUCUCUCAGGUGGAACUUCACCACUGAGCAUGGCAUCAAACCAUCGCUUGCCAAGUGUCUCUGGGAAUCAAGGUGUUACUCCAAUCUACCCUUGGCCUCAACCUAGUUCCCCUCCAAUGACAAGGCCUUCAACAACUGGAGAGGUGACUAUUCUGAAAACCCAUCAGUCCGGGUCUUCCAAUCCCCCAAGCCAGAUGGCAGGAGUGACCUAUCGGAAGGGGAGCACAAGUGUCACCAUUUCAUCAAAGAUGCCCUCCACGCCCACCUCUACAGGAGCUCAAAGAAUCAGUGUGUUUGAGCCAUAUCCCAUGCGAGAUGCAGUAUAUCAUUUCUGCGAAAAACAUCUUGAGAAAAUCAAGAUAUACAUGGAGACUGUCUUUGUGACACUUCCUCUCCCUGUUCGGUGCACCAUUGAAGAGAGAAAAAAUCGGAAACAUGCAAAGCUUUACUUUGCAUGCCAGGGAAAGGGGGAGCAUUGCCUAUACAAUCGCACUUUCUUCACCAUGAAGACUAGACAGCCUCGGAUUUGGAUUCAUCUGAUGUUUCUGGCACUCCAGUCCUGGUUUUGUGAAACCUUCACAAAGAGAAUGAUGAAAGGAAUUAAUCAUGGCAUCAGUUCACCGCGAACUUUAGUAGCGUCACAGCAGGCCACUAUGCAGAAACUGAGGAGGAAGGAGAUCAAUGCCUCCUUCUCAAUAGAGAGCUUGAUGAAUCUGCUGGUAGAACUGAAUGCCCAGGCCCCUUGUGUCCUCCAUCUUCCUGCAAGUCUCCAGUAUGCAGAUUAUAUGGUGGUAGUUAGUGCAAUGUCUCCAAGGCACCUCAAGUCUCUGGGUGAAGAGGUUCGCAAGGAAUUGAAAAGGCGCCUCGGUGAUUCAAAGGGAUUUGUGCCUGUACCUCAGAUUGAGGGAUCAAACUCCAGUGAUUGGGUAGCAUUGGACCUGGGCAAUAUCGUUCUUCACAUGUUUCUUGAGCCCAUACGUCGUCAUUAUGACAUUGAAACCUUGUGGGCAGCAAGGUCUUCCACUGCCCUCAGUACCAGGGAGUCCUCUGUAAGCAGUCUCAAGAACUGCUGGGACACCCUCAAAUGUGAGAACAAGGCAUUUGUAACCUUGGUCACCUCAGCUUUCCCCAGUGGUCGUGUAAGCUGCCACAAAAGUUUUUUUGGCUCCUCUGAAUCAUUAGAAACUGUAACUAAAGAUGAAUUCUGUUUCCCUUCACAGGAGCAGGAAUUGCUGAUCCAUGAACUGCGAGGGAUUCGAUAUUUUGAUGUGUUUGAGUAUAAUGCCAUGGCUGGUCAAUGGGGCUGCUUCCUAUGUAAUCAUCCAGAUCGGGCAACAGGGUUUCUUCAACCAGAUCAGCCUGUCAUUGAAGGUCAGCUGAAGGAGAAAAAGGGAAAGUGGCGGCUGUUUAAACGCUGGCGAAUGCGAUACUUUACUUUGUCUGCUGGACAUCUUUCAUAUCGAGGAGUUGGGUCUUCCAAAAGCGACAAGGAGCUGGUACCGAUAGAGCUGAAUCAGAUCCGAAGUGUGAAGACCAUCUCAAGAGGAGGACGACACUUGCCAAAAGCAUUUGAGAUCUUCACAGAUGAUUGCAGCUUUGUCCUGAAGCCUCAGGAUGGAAAGAAUGCUGAAGAAUGGGUCCAAUGCUUGAGCAUUGCCCUUGCACACACUCAUGCCAAAGGGAAUCACUCUAGGACCCUUUCUGCAUUCGGAAGCGGCAGCCUACGCUGA
Molecule: messenger RNA, 3198 nt
Organism: Darwinula stevensoni
Lineage: Eukaryota; Metazoa; Arthropoda; Ostracoda; Podocopida; Darwinulidae
Source: the annotation of a GenBank genome assembly